Molecule: messenger RNA, 2609 nt
Organism: Cannabis sativa
Lineage: Eukaryota; Viridiplantae; Streptophyta; Magnoliopsida; Rosales; Cannabaceae
Exons: 2
Coding region: 463-2364 (633 amino acids)
Source: RefSeq, a predicted model, not a curated record
UCCUAUUUUUUUCCCUAUUUUUUAACACUCCAAAUUCCAAUAUGUGAUAUUCUAUUAUUUUAUUUCUGUUAAAUUAAUUCGUCGUCGACCUAAGCACUUUAAAACCCUCAGAACAGUUCCUUCUCAUCAAUGGUGUUGGAUUUUCUCAAAAUUAAAUUCAAAUCAAUAUUCACGUUUAUUGUGUAGCAGACUCAGAAAAACCCUAAAUCAAUAUCCUAAAAUCUUCUCAUUUUUUCCCUUCUCACCUCUCAAGCGAAGCACCUGCUCUGCUCAUAACACUAUCUACGUCUUUCUCUCAGCGCCGUGGCUGCUCCAACCUCGAAGGCAAUCGACUUAAGCCAUUAUCCAUGGUUGCUGGUGGAUUAAUUGUUAGUCGUGUUUCCGAGUAAUCAUCCAAGGUAUUAUUAAGUUUAGGUGGUUUUCCCAGUAAAUCAAGCAGGGGUUUAUCAUUAUUGUGAUGUAAUGGCACUUGGGUUUAUCUCAAAUCUGCGUAAUCUUUGGCCCUUUAAGGUGCUUAAACACGAUGAUUUAAGAGUCUCUUGUGAUUUAGUUCGCAAGCUUCCAAUUCCUGAGCGGACUAAGCAAUUCGUUUAUGCAAUUUGGGAGCCAGAAACUCAAUCGGUGAUAUACGUACUUUCUACUCAAAGUUUAUCUGAGCAGUCAGCAUUGGAUGUUAAGUGUUUGAUUAGGGAGAUUAAGCCUGAUGCUGUAGUUGCUCAAGUGGGUGUUUCUCAUGGUGCUGAAAUACUUGCACAAGAGAGUGAAUUGGAUCAGUGUGUUGAGAACCCACUUCCUACCUCAUCGUUUGAAGUUUUAAGACGAUGUUUUGUGGAAAAAGUUAGUAAGGAGAAGUACGAGGAUGUUGCUGGUAGUUUAGUUUUACGAGAGGUUUUUGGUGUUAGUUUUCAUGGACAUCUUUUGGCAGCCAAAAAGGCGGCUCGGGAGGUGGGGUCUUCAUUCUUGGUGAUAGAAUUGCCAUGUUUAUCACUCGCUGGCAAUGGUACACCGGGUGAAACCGAUGUAUUGAACAAGUUUCAGGGUUUAGUUAGUAGUUUGGUUCCUCAGAAGGCUUUUAGUUCAGUUGCUACAUUGAGCUCAAGGAGGUUUCUCUUGACCAAUGAUAUUCAGUCGCAAAUGGUGAAGGUUUUAUCACCAGUUAUGGAGAUGUCAAUAUCAAGGUUAAGUCCAUCAAGUUCUGCACCCAAAAUGGGAUUGGGGGAAACUCAGCCUCAAGAUAGUUAUGAGGCUCCAUCAUUUGCUCAGUCCAUUUAUCCACUGCUUGUUGAUUUGCAUAAUAUAUUUGCAGAUCUCCCAUCCAUUGGAAGGGCUCUUGCUCAUGCUCAAAAGAUGCUAUAUGAUGUAAACAAAGGGGAAGCUGUUGAUGGAAAAGUCAUGUCUGAGGUUUACACCUUCCGAAUUGCAGUUGAGGGGCUGAGAAUUGCUCUGAACAAUGCUGCUAGACUGCCUCUCAACAAAAUAGGGGAUCCCAGCUCAGUUAAGGCCGAGUUCUCUGAUCUUUCUCUUCAGGAAAAAUCUCAAGUACUUCUUGCACACGCCCUCCAAUCCCAGACUAAGAAGUUCAAGACCAUAGUUGCAGUGGUGGAUGCCAGUAGCUUAGCGGGUCUAAGAAAGCACUGGAACCAUCCAGUUCCUCCAGAAGUCAAGGAUAUGAUUGGACAGCUUUGUAUAGGUGAUGAAGGUGAUGAGGAAAUGCCAAAUCAGACAGACAAGAAACUUUUGAUAACUAAUAAACCUGUGGUAGCUGUAGGAGCAGGGGCUACAGCAGCUCUGGGAGUUUCAUCGCUUUCUAAAGUUGUCCCUGCAUCAACCUUCAUGAAGGUUAUAACCAUGAAUGUCCCUGCAUCACUUAAAAUCAUUUUGACUCAAACACAGAAGGCAUUGGCGCUUGUCCUUGGCAAAACUCUUGGUCCAACAAAAGUUGUUGCUCCAAGUUUUGCCGGUUCUGGAUUCAAAACAACAUCACUUUUCAAAGCCACAGCUUCUGCUGAGAAGAUCAGGGCAGUUGCCCACGGUGUUAUAGCCUCAGCUGAGAAAACUAGCCUCUCAGCCAUGAGAACAGCUUUUUAUGAAAUAAUGAGAAAGCGCCAGGUUCGGCCAAUCGGUUUUCUACCAUGGGCAACUUUUGGGUGUAGUGUCGCAACGUGCACAGGAUUGCUUGCUUAUGGAGAUGGGAUUGAGUGUGCUGCCGAAUCUGCACCUGCUGCCCCAUCAAUCGCAAGUUUGGGUCGUGGAGUUGAGAGAUUGCAAGAGAUAUCUCAGCAGGUGAGGCAAACAGAUAGCAGUAGAAUACAAAAGUCUAUAGAAUCAUUAAUGGUUAGAUUAAAGAAAACAAGAUUUCAAUAAAGUAAGAAAUGUUAUUCUUUCUCUUUCAAUGAUCAUUUGCAAGUUUGUACAGUGAUUUUUGAUCAAGUAAGAGAGUUCAUAAAUUAAAAUUGUUCAUAGAGUUAUAGGAGUCUGUUAUUUGCAUUAUAAUUCUUAAAUUUGCUUUUCAGAAUAAUACGAAGUCUGUUCACCAUCUUGUCAUUGAUUGUAAUUAGUAAGUACUAUGCUGGUGUUGCAUAAAUCAAAUAUUGGAUUAUUUUCUAUCA